AUGCGCAUGAUCAGUCAAGUUCCUCUACUAGCACGAUUGCCUUUCUGGCGCAAACAACUUUUGGAUGAAAAUUCUCGAAGAGUGUCCAAUUUCGUUGAACAAAUCAUUGCUGAUCGACGAAAAGGUCGAUCUGCUAGUUUGUGUGCCGGCGCUGACCUCCUCGAUCUACUUCUCUCAGCUGUGGAUGAUGAAGGACAACCAUUUAGUGAUCAGGAAGUGAAAGACGAGGCGUUGACUUUUGUGGUAGCGGGUCAUGAAACAACCGCUAAUCUUAUGACAUGGGCCAUGUAUGUUUUGAUGACAAACGAGUCUGUAUUACGUGCCUGCCGUGAAGAAGUUGAUCAGGUGCUGCCGAAUGGAAUGAUACCCAGUUAUGAACACAUGAAUGAUUUACAAGUAUGCGAAGCUAUUUUACAGGAAACACUUCGUCUUUACCCGCCAGUGCCCUGGUUUGUACGAAAAUGUAUUCGAGAGCACACCAUCGGUAGUGACGGUCACCAUCAAGUGCGUAUUCCUGUCGGCACAACCAUUGCAAUUAUGACUUACAUGCUCCAUCGACGUGCUGACUUCUGGCCUCGGCCACUUGAAUUUGAUUAUAUGCGAUGGAUGCGUAAUCCGAUGACCGGUCUCAAACCGAAACUUACUCAUCCUUUCUGCUAUUUACCCUUCGCUGCCGGUUCACGUAAUUGUAUUGGACAAAAUUUUGCCUUGCUCGAAGCCAAAGUUAUGUUGGCUAUGUUCGUACAACGAUGUAAUUUUUCAAUCGAGCCUGGUCAAACAAUCGUACCUCAGAUUACUAUUACGAUGAGACCUAAGUAUGGGUUAAAAGCUAGAGUAACGAAACGAUCAUAG
Rotaria sordida is the source of this 852-nucleotide messenger RNA. NCBI's taxonomy places the organism in Eukaryota, Metazoa, Rotifera, Eurotatoria, Philodinida, Philodinidae. The record is from the annotation of a GenBank genome assembly.